Molecule: messenger RNA, 16532 nt
Organism: Lolium perenne
Lineage: Eukaryota; Viridiplantae; Streptophyta; Magnoliopsida; Poales; Poaceae
Product: midasin
Biological process (GO): ribosomal large subunit export from nucleus; ribosomal large subunit assembly
Cellular component (GO): preribosome, large subunit precursor; nucleus
Molecular function (GO): ATP hydrolysis activity; ATP binding
Source: RefSeq, a predicted model, not a curated record
CCUUCGCCGGUGUCCCUGCCCUUGCCGCCAGCCAUGUCGCUCGACCGGAGCUUCUCCACCUCCGCAGCGCUCUCGCGCCUCCUAGCUCGCUGCCCCGCGCUCGCCGCCGACUCGCGCCUGCUCGCCCUCGCGUCCGCGCCAGCCGCGCCCGCCGCCGACGACGUCGCCGCCGCGCUUGCCGAGCCGCUACUCCACCCGCGCUACACCCUCCCCAUCAUCGGCUGCUUCCUCCCGCUCGCGCCCGUACUCCUCGAACGCGCCUCCGCGCUCCUCCGCACCGCUGGAACCGCCCUCCUUGUCGACAGCGCCGCCAGCCAGGAGGAGGAGGAGGCCGGGGAGGGGGAUACCCGCGUCGUCGAGUUCUACCUCUCCAGGGGUAGGGGCUUGCGGCUGCACGAGCUCGCCUGCCUCGCGCUCUCCCGCGCCCUCGACCUCGCCCCCUACUUGCUCCGAUAUGUAUUAAACUACUUCAAGUUUUCUCCACCACCAUUCCAAAGACUUUUGUGCACAGGUGUUCCAUCAACGAUUCCUACCAAGGGACUACAUCUCUUCCUUGAUGCCACACGAGUAUCAUAUCGGUUUCUAGAAUUGGAACCCAGAGUAUUUUGUGAGCAAUGGGACUGGUCUUGCUUCUUAGACCUUGUAGAUACUACAGCUGAUUACCUUUUACCUGAUGACCCACUUUACAGUGUUGGGUUAGACUUUAGAUGGUGUUCAAUACAAAUACUCAUGGUGGUUCUCAAAGCAAGUGAUAGGGGUAUUGCAAGUUUUGGUCUCCGCGCAGAUGCUGCAUUUACAUGUCUACUGAGAUGGAAGGAGUAUUGCAUGGAUACUUCCUUAGAGAAAGCCUCUUUAUAUCUGCAAACUCAAGAGACCAAUUCUAACAUUGAUGUCACUUAUUUGGCUGAUACCUUGUCGGAUUGGCCAGCGGUUACAAUGGGGAAGGAGCAUACCAUUGGAAGUUCGUUUGUGCUCACUGCCACAAUGAGGAAGAGUUAUGAGGUAGCUCUGGUGGCAGUUAGCCAGAGGUGGCCCGUGCUUCUCUAUGGUCCUGUUGGAGCAGGAAAAACUGCAUUGAUUAACAAAUUGGCACAGAAUCGUGGAAAUCGAGUGCUUUUUAUCCACAUGGACGAGCAAAUGGAUGGCAGGACCUUAAUAGGAAGUUACAUAUGCACGGAAGUACCUGGAGAAUUCAAGUGGGCCCCUGGUUCUCUCACACAGGCCAUUGUGAAAGGAUUUUGGAUUGUGUUUGAAGACAUCGACAAGGCACCCACUGAUGUGCAGUCAGUCUUACUGCCUUUAUUGGAAGGUUCAAGCUCUUUCUCGAUUGGGCACGCAGAGGUAGUUGAAGUUGCUGAGAGCUUCCGUUUAUUUGCUACAGUCACCACAUCAAAGCAUGAUGUUUCACAUGCCCUGGAAGGAAGAUUAACCUAUAGUGCACUGUGGAGAAAAGUGAUGCUGGGAGAACCUAACCGGGAAGACAUGAUUAAUAUAGUUAAUGGAUGCUACCCAAGCUUGGAGCCCAUCUCCUCUAAGCUCAUAGAUACCUUUGAAAAGGUCAACUCUCUGGUUUCUUAUCAGUUUGGUGGGCUUAACUUAGCUGGAGGUUUAUCUGAUGGCAUUCUGCACAGAUUUUCAUUAAGGGACCUGCUCAAAUGGUGCAAGAGAAUAGCGGGCGUUGAUCUCAGCUUUGAGGGCCUGGGAUUUGCAUCUAGUGACUGUAAAUUCAUAUACAACGAGGCUGCUGAUAUUUUUGCUGCUUCUCUAUCAUCUCCGGAGAAAAGGCUAUAUGUAGCAAGAGAAAUUGCUAGAAUAUUAGGUGUUCCUCAUCUAGCAGAAACCAUGCAACCUACAGACAAGCCCAUUAUCCAGGCUCGACACACUGACUUGCAAGUUGGCAGAGUUACGCUGCAGUGCGUUGUCAAACCGGCGUUGAUUCAAAAGGGGCCUUUUGCUGAUAUUCGCCAUGCAUUAGAAGUUCUUGAGAGGGUUGCAUGUUCAAUAAAGUUUAAUGAGCCUGUUCUUCUUGUUGGUGAAACUGGGACGGGGAAGACUACACUUGUGCAAAAUCUUGCUACUUGGCUUAAACGGCCAUUGACUGUGGUGAACUUAAGCCAGCAAAGUGAUAUAUCGGAUCUCCUCGGUGGGUUUAAGCCGACAGAUGCUCGGUCAAUAUGCUAUCCUCUUUAUGUGGAGUUCAAGGAUCUUUUUUGUCGAAGUUUUUCUGUGAAGGAAAAUCAAGCUGUAUUACGUAAAUAUGAUUCGUAUGUAAUGGAGAAGAAUUGGAUGAAGGUACUACGUAGUUUGGCAAAAUGUGCUGGCGGAAUUCAGCAGCUACUUGAAGGAAGUUCCAAGGUCAGCGUUGGUUUAAAGAGAAAAAGGCAGCUGCCUUCCCAAGACAAAGUUCAGCAGCUAGUUGAAGAUAGUUACAAAGUCAGCGUCGGUUCCAAGAGGAAGAGGCAGCUGCCUUCCCAAGUUAUAUCUGACUGGAGCUCCCUUUCUUCCAGGCUAAAUGCUGCUUAUAGCCAAAUUGGUUCAGCCGCUGGCAUGUCGUUUCAGUUUGUGGAGGGUGCUUUUGUCUCAGCUAUAAGAAACGGUGAUUGGAUUUUGCUUGAUGAAGUUAACCUUGCACCUCCAGAGACUCUCCAGAGAAUCGGUGCAGUACUGGAUGGAGAGAUGGGCACAUUGUGCCUGGCCGAAAGGGGUGAUGUGGAUUAUAUUGAACGCCAUCCUAGCUUCCGUAUGUUUGCUUGUAUGAAUCCAGCAACUGAUGCUGGGAAAAGAGAGUUGCCAUACACGUUUAGGAGCAGAUUUACAGAAUGCUUUGUUGAUGAUCUUAUGGAUGACGACGAUCUCCGUCUUUUUGUCAGUAAGUAUCUGGAUGGUCUGCAUGCUGCUAAAGGAGUUAUAGAUAACAUUGUUCGUUUUUAUAAAGCAGCAAAAAAGGAAGCUGAAGAGAAGCUGCAGGAUGGAGCUAAUCAGAAGCCCCAAUUUACUCUGAGAUCUCUUUCUCGUGCACUAGGUUAUGUAAAAACCGCAGAGAAAAUAUUUGGCUUCAGGAAAUCUCUUUAUGAUGGCUUCUGCAUGUUCUUUCUUACAAUGCUGGAUGUCCCUAGUGCAAAAAUCAUUAAAAACUUAAUAGUAUCUCUUUUAUUAAAUGGAAGAGUGCCACCAAGCAUUUCUUUUGCUGAUUACUUUGUAGAAAAAUCUAAGCAAUUGGAUGUUUCGGAAUCAGAUGAUUUUUUGUGCAGCUAUGUGUUAACCAGCAGUGUUACUGAGCACAUAGUUAACCUUGCCCGUGCUGUUUACAUAAAAAAAUAUCCUGUACUCCUCCAAGGUCCAACAUCAAGCGGCAAAACUAGCCUGGUGAGGUAUCUUGCUGCAAAAACUGGCCAUGAAUUUGUCCGCAUCAACAAUCAUGAGCAUACUGAUCUUCAAGAAUAUCUUGGUACGUAUGUCACCGACAGUCAUGGGAAGCUUCAGUUUCAGGAGGGUGCUUUGGUGAAGGCUGUUCGUGAGGGGCAUUGGAUAGUGUUGGAUGAGCUAAAUCUUGCACCUUCAGAUGUCUUGGAAGCUUUAAAUAGGCUGUUAGAUGACAACAGGGAGCUGUUUGUUCCAGAGCUUCAAGAGACUGUUCCUGCUCAUCCUGACUUUAUGCUUUUUGCUACUCAAAACCCACCUGUGCUUUAUGGGGGACGUAAAAUGCUGUCUAGAGCAUUCCGCAACCGUUUCAUUGAAGUGCAUGUUGAUGAAAUCCCAGAAGAUGAGCUAAUCACAAUUUUGGAGCAGCGGUGUACAGUUGCUCGCAGUUAUGCCACAAAAAUGGUUCAAGUUAUGAAAGACUUGCAAACACAUAGACAAAGCAGUAGAGUGUUUGCUGGCAGACAUGGUUUCAUUACGGCGCGAGAUUUGUUCCGUUGGGCCAAUCGGUACCGAGCAUUCGAGGGGAAGUCAUAUGAAGAUCUGGCUAAGGAUGGCUAUUUACUUCUUGCGGAGAGAUUAAGGGAUGACAAUGAGAAAGUUGUUGUUCAAGAAGCAUUGGAACGCCAACUACGUGUUAAACUCAACAUCCCUGAUUUAUAUAACUCGGAGGGCAUCUAUGGCUAUAACUUAUCUCGUCAUGCUAUAGGACAGAGAGUACAAGAAAGCUUUGGAAAUAUCACUUGGACAAAAAGUAUGUGGAGGCUGUACUUCCUUAUCGAGCGCUGUUACAGGUCACGAGAGCCUGUCCUCCUUGUUGGUGAAACAGGCGGUGGGAAGACAACAGUUUGCCAGGUCCUAAGUGCUGUUCUUGGAGUAAAGUUACAUAUUCUGAACUGCCAUCAGUAUACUGAGACUUCAGACUUCAUUGGGGGAUUUUGUCCUAUACGUGAUAGGUCGAGAAUAGCCCUCGAGUUUAAACAUCUUAUUUCAAGAAUGAUGGAAAUGAAAAUUUUCAUUCAUAUUGCAGGAGAUGUGACAUUUCCCUCUGAUAUAUCUGGAGCUGCUAGUGUCAUAAAUCAUAUAAAUGGAAUACUUGAUAGAUACCGAAAAGAAAAGGAACUAUUUCCAGACGUGCAACCUCAAGAGCUUAAUGACAUGGACGAAAUUAAGUUGAAAUUGAUGCAUCUCCACCAGAAUUGGCAGGCAAUUUUUCUUUGGCAGGAUGGGCCACUUGUGCAAGCAAUGAAGAAUGGAGAUCUUUUCCUUAUUGACGAAAUUUCUUUGGCUGAUGACAGUGUACUUGAACGAUUGAACAGUGUUUUGGAACCUGAAAGAAAAUUGUCACUGGCUGAGAAAGGAGGUUCUGAGCUAGAGAAGAUUGUGGCACAUCCAAACUUUUUUAUUCUUGCAACAAUGAAUCCAGGUGGUGACUAUGGGAAAAAAGAGCUUUCUCCGGCACUAAGAAAUCGAUUCACAGAACUCUGGGUUCCUGCUGUCACAGAUGUUGAUGAACUUAAGAGCAUAGCUAUAGAUAAGUUCAGCAAAGCUGAGCUCUCUUGCUUUGGAGAUUGCAUCGUUAAUUUCUGGAAGUGGUUUAACCAAUUGCAGACCGGAAGAAUUCUCACCAUACGAGAUCUUUUAUCCUGGAUUUCAUUUAUCAAUGUGACAGAGAGAAUUCUUGGACCAGAGCAAGCUUUAAUACAUGGUCUGUUCCUUACAUUGCUUGAUGGGCUCGCAUUGGGAAUGAAUUUUUCUAAAUCUGAGGCUACAGAGUUAAGAAGGACUUGCCUGUCUUUGCUUCUAGAAGAGCUGCAGAAGGUUGAGGGGAAGCCAUUGAACUCGGACUUGAAUGAUCUAAAGAAUUAUGGGUGGGGUGAUGGUAUAAGAGAAGUUUAUAUUGAUUAUAAUCAUACAGAUCAGUUUGGCAUUGCACCCUUUUAUAUUCCUAAAGGUCAUUUGGUGUGUGAGCAGGAGGGGUUUGAAUUCACGGCACCUACUCCCAGUAAGAAUGUUUUGCGGGUAUUGCGUGCCAUGCAACUACCAAAACCUCUUCUGUUAGAAGGUAGCCCUGGAGUUGGAAAAACAAGCUUAAUUGUGUCAUUAGCUAAAUAUUCUGGUCAUAAAGUUGUACGAAUAAACCUAUCGGAGCAGACAGAUAUGAUGGAUCUUUUAGGUUCAGAUUUGCCAGCUGAAGGGGAGAAUGGAAUAGAAUUUGCCUGGUCCGAUGGUAUUCUUCUUCAGGCUUUAAAGAAUGGAAGUUGGGUUUUGUUGGAUGAAAUCAAUCUGGCUUCCCAAUCUGUUCUAGAAGGUCUCAAUGCCAUUUUAGACCACCGGGCAGAGGUAUAUAUACCUGAGCUUGGUCAAACUUACAAAUGUCCACCGUCGUUUCGUAUCUUUGCGUGCCAGAAUCCGUCAUCGCAGGGUGGUGGGCGGAAAGGCCUCCCCAAGUCCUUCCUGAACCGCUUCACCAAGGUUUAUGCUGAUGAAUUAAAUGAAGAAGAUUACUUUUCCAUAUGUAAAUCACUAUAUCCGUUACUCAGUGAAGAUAUCCUCAGAAAUCUGAUUCACUUUAACAAUAGGCUCUUCAUGGAUACCAUGAUACAUCGAAAGUAUGGCCAAGAAGGUUCUCCUUGGGAAUUUAAUCUACGUGAUAUUACUAGGUCUUGUGAGAUCAUAGCACGUUCCCCAGACACUUCAAAGAAUGACUGCUUCUUAAAUACUGUCUACCUUCAGCGAAUGCGAACUGCAACUGACCGCGAUGAAGUUCUCAAGCUCUUUGAAGAAGUGUUUCAAAUAAAGCCCAGCAUUCUUCAGUCGAAAAAGCUCCAUGUCAAUGCUCAUUGCUUAGCUGUUGGAAGUGCGUCUGUUAGAAGAAAUAACUUCCGGUCAUAUGAAGUUCACAGUAACCAACUGAACAUACUUCCUAGUAUUCUUCAUAGCCUUGAAGCUGCUAUCCACUGUAUCCAUCAAGGUUGGUUGUGCAUUCUUGUUGGACAGCACUCAUCUGGAAAAACUUCAUUGAUCCGCUUGCUUGCUCAGCUGUCUGGCAAUACAUUGCAUGAAUUGAAUUUGUCAUCGGCAACCGACGUGUCAGAAUUGCUGGGAUGUUUUGAACAGUAUAACUUCUUUAGGCACUAUAAAGAGGUCAUAUCAAAAGUUGAGCGGUAUGUUGACGAAUAUUUCAGUCUGAGUAUGGAUAUACGCUGGAAGGAGCUCAUUAUGAACAGGAAGGCUUUGUUUGUGAAAUGGUUUGAAUUUGUGGUUGCUAAGAAGUACUCUUCAAUUCGUACUUCCACAUUUAUUGAGAUGAGCAGGAGUGCAUCUUUGCCACCAUUGAGCUUGGUUACUGACAUAGUUGAGCAAAUGAAGUGUGAUCUGGAAAUGUUUGACUUGCCUAUAUCAUUGACCAAACAUGAGCUGACUGAAACACUGAAGUCCAUCUACAGCUUGCAGCAGAAAGAAAACAUAAACCAGCGAGUUAAGUUUGAAUGGGUUGCUGGGGAUUUGAUCAGGGCCAUUGAAUGCGGUGAAUGGGUUGUUCUGGACAAUGCAAAUUUGUGUAACCCUACUGUGCUUGAUAGGAUAAAUUCUUUGGUUGAGAAAGAAAGGUCCAUUGUAGUCAAUGAAUGUGGUCUUGUAGAUGGGAAUCCUGUAGUUCUCGAGGCCCAUCCUAAGUUCCGGAUGUUUCUGACAGUUAAUGCAAAGUAUGGUGAAGUUUCAAGAGCCAUGCGAAACAGAGGAGUGGAGAUCUUUCUGAUGGAGCAAAGUUUGUGCUUGGAUAGAUGCCCCUAUGUCCCUGCGGAUAGUGAGAGGAAGGACGUGAUAAGGUUUUUAAUUUCUUGUGGUAUACCAAGAAUGGAAUUGAUUUCGUCAAUGACUGAAGCACACUUAUAUGCAAAAGCUGCUGGCUUACGUCUUGGUAUAAGUAUCACCCUUCUCGAGAUCACACGAUGGGUUCAACUGUUCCAACAACUUCUUAUUAAAGGAAACCAGCUCCUUUGGAGCCUUCAUCUAAGUUGGGAACACACUUACCUACCGUCGUUGGGUCAAGUUAAUGGAUCUGAUGUUGUAAAGGAGGGAAUAUUAAGGUUUUUGACUAAUUUUAAUGGUUCAGCUGGUUCGCAUUAUGGGUUUUCAUUGUCCUUGCCUGGUGGUUGGCCGAUUGAACACAAACUAAGGGACUUCAUUUGGUACUCAAAAGAAUCAUGUGUUCAAAGAAAUUGCAUGUAUUUACAAUCAUUCGGUGCCAAAUAUGCUGCUUAUCAAAUAAGCAACUUUGAAGGUAGUUCAUCGUUACUGGGACCGAUUAGUAAUAUCCACCCAUCUGUUCUUCCUGCCUCAAGCUUAUCUGCACUGCAAUUUCCAACUUUGCCCAUUCAACAUUUUGUUAAGACUUCUGUAGCUGGGGUAUUCAAUUUAGAAUUAGCUGAUCAGAUGCUUUUCAUAGCUGCAAACUGGGUAAUAGAGCAAUCUACGGAAAGCGAUCUUGAAUUGUAUGGCAUAUGGUUUAAGUGGUAUGAUUGCCUGCUCCAGCCGUACUGCAGCUUCUUUGGAGACUUUGCUAAUAUUCAUAAGCAAUUAAGUGAGCAUCCUAUUUGGCAGAGCAUCCUUGAAUGCUACAGAGAAAUUAUUGCUUAUCACAAGGUUGAUGUCGUUGCUCAUCCUAUUCCGUUGCUGUCGAUGAAAUUGUUAGAUAUGUCAGGUUGUGACACACUUAAAGCUUGCCAAAAACGGCUUCGUAGCGCUCUGAAUGGUUUGAGCUUGCUGUGGCUUACAUUACAGCAAUGGCAAUCUGAGACAACUUUUCCUGAUUAUGGUGUUCUAAAAGCCACUCUAUUGCCGGCAUUGAAGUCCCUCAAAUGCUUGGAGGACGAGGUACUCAAAAUGAUUGUGAAAUCCCGGAAGGUGCAGCAGAUAUACACCCGUCUCCUGGAUUAUCACAAGUCAAUAUGGAAGAUGAUAGUUUCAUCUCAAUUUGAGGGCCUACCAGUUGUUUGGAAUCUUUUGAGGACAGAAAUACUUAAGCUACAACCAAUACUGCCAAUAGAAGUUGGUGUCUUUUUGAUGGAAAGCGUCAAUCUAAACAAUGUGCAAGAUUUCAAUUUACAAUAUAGCAAACCAACUUUGUGGGUACAUGGUGGUCAUCCUCUUGUACCAUCAUCUGGCAGCGUCUUCUAUAAAAUUCGAGAAAUUGUAGCAUUUUUUGCAGUUGUUUGGCCAAGGAAGAAUCUUUCAAAGAAACAUCUUGAUGAUAAAGAACAAACAAUUGAUGCCAUGGUGUCAGCCAAUCAGGAUCUUAGACGCCUUGCAUUGGAAGGUCUUGGUAUCGCUUUUCACGCUGCAACUGAUUCUAAGGAAGAGGACUGUGAAGCUGUGGCCCGGAUGGAUGAAAUUCACAAGAUGCUCGUUGAAAAGGUUGACUUUGAAAGGAACAAUCUUGGAUUAUUGUCAAAGACUUCAACUUCUGAAACAAAAAUCUGUUGCUCAGUCUCAUCCAGUAUAUGUAAAACUAAUGGUUUCAGUGGUUGGUUAGCGAGUCUUCCUUUGCUCAACUUGAAGAGCUUGAACUUGGAUACUGCUUUACUUCAAUGCCUAUCCAAGUGCACACAACUAGAUUGUUCUGAAAUUCAUCAGAUCAUUGCGAACUCAGAAGCCCUUCUUAAGUAUGCUAUGGACUAUUCGUUGGAGUUAUCGUCAAGGUCUCCUUUGGACUUUGCUCAACAUCAGAUUUUUUGUUGGAUUUAUAAUGCCUGGGCCACAGUUGAUAAUGUCCAUGUAAAAGUUACUAGUUCACUUCUUGAAAUGUGGUACAACUAUCACACGUCUUUGUGGACUUACUGCUCUGGAAGUCCAAAGGUUUUUCUCCUUGACUUGACAUAUAACUUCAAAAACAUUUUAUUAUACAACCAUGAUUGUUCUACUGAUUUGAUUCAUUUUCAGGCACUGCUCCCUAUUACACAUGAUGAAACCUGUGAUCUAGCACACCUGACAAAAAUGGAUGCCAUCCAUACUAUUAUCCAAGAUGAUUUAUGUGUGAUGGAUUAUCAGAAGAACUGCUUGAUGCUUAGAAUGUCAUCUAGAAACCUUUGGGAAGGUGUCUCUGAUGCGGGAAACUUAGUUAGCAGUCUUUAUUCCUCUGCUGAUUCACUCUUUAAACAGAUCAUAUUUGUCCAUAAGAAGCAUUUCAAGCCAGAAGAGUAUAAGCAGCUAGAGUACAUCCUCUUUGAAAAGUCGGCACAUUGUCUAGAGGAGCAAGGUCUGCAAACUGCUUGUGCACUACUAUCUUCUUCAAGUCAUGGAGUACUGGCUUCACUCUCAGGGCCAGAUAAACUCGUAGGGUCAAUUCUUCUGGAGUUGUACUCAUUGCACUCACAUGACUCUUUAUUGCAUCUCGGGGCUGCUUGGGUGUAUAUUGGCCAGUUGCGGUUCCAGUUAUUGUUGAGCUCAUACAAUCCAGAUCCUACAUUCAUAUCUGCUUUUAUGCAUUCUCAGAUUCUGGAAAAGAUUUCGUUCCUUGAUCUCAAGGGACAGGUACGCCGUGAAUGUGAAGAAUUGGCUGGCUCAAGCUCAGUAGAAGAUUGUCAUGCUCAACAGUUAAUACAAGAGCUGAAAACUAAAGAGAAGAACAUCGGGGCAAAGGUUGUAUUUCGGCCUCAACAGUCUAAGCACAAGAGUUUGAUUGCAGCGUGCUCUGAGUUUGAGGAACGGCUGUCUGACUGCAAGGAUCUAUUAUUUCAUUUAGACUGCAAAGAAGCUGGGCAAUUGGAGUUUGAUAGAAUCUUCAAUUGGCAGAUAACAUCAGGAAACUUUAUCAAGAGGCUAACAGAAGAGUAUGGGGAAUAUGUUGAUUUGAUUCAACCAGUGCAAGUCGCGGUAUACGAAAUGAAACUUGGCUUGGCAAUUGCUCUAUCUGGUUCACUUGAGAGAGAAUAUUUGAAGAAGGUCAAAGAAGAUGAUAUCGAAAGGGUUCUGGGUGCAGUUUUUGCCUUUAUGCAGUUUCCCUAUGGAUCUGUUGCUGGAAUGGCCUUAGUGGGCAUUCCAGAUUUAACAAAUUAUUCAAUGGGUGAUCAGUUGGAAACUCAAUACAGUGAGUUUGCUGAUGUACACAUAAUGGAGAAGUUAUCUCGUGCGUCAAGUCAGUUAAAAGUUGGUGAAGUUGCAGACAAAGUGAGAUCCCAUUCUCAGAUGCUAGUAUCAUUUCAUCAUGUUUCUUUAGUACGGACAACGUACCGUGUCUGUCAUUCCCUUAUCAUGGAUAAAACUUCUUAUCUGUCUUUGAAGGAGAUCUUCGACUAUUUUAAAAGCAUGUGGAUCGAUAUGAAGUCUAGUGUGAAGGCUAGGGAAAUUGAUGAUUCUCAAUAUUACAAGUUCAGGUCCCGUAUCAUUGAUAUAGAGGACAUUUUUAAAGGAGAUGUGCCUUCACUUUCAGAUAUGGACUCUGAUGCUGGUCUAGAUAAUGAAGAAAAAUUAGAGCUUGAGUUUUUCAAAAUUAUGGAGAGAAGUGACAUGGAUGAUGGUUUUGUUGAAGACAAAUGGGAUCUUGUUCCAGAGUCUGCUUUGAAAUGUAUUAUAUUCACACAUAACCAAUUGUUUGGAUCCCCUGACCUUAUUGAAAAGCCUGAAAAAUUCCAAAUAAGUGAUCAGCAGAAACUUCAGUCUUUCGUAGACUCCUACGAUUUUGGUGCAAGAAUACUGAAAGGCCUGCCUGAAUUGACGUCUUCAAAACUUGAUGAGAAGCUCAUGCCUGAGCAUUUACUUCGUGUUUGUCUGGAAUAUCCACGAACUUGUGCAGCCGCUCUUGACAGCAAUAGUUAUAAUGCUUACAAGGACCCAAAUCCUCCUGUGCUGUUCAAAAUGGUUGAGCCACUAACUGCACUUCAAGAGAAUAUUAGGUCCUUUCUAGAUGAGUGGCCUGAUCAUCCAGGCCUACUGAAAAUAUUGGAGAUAAUUGCUUCCCUUCUGGCAUUGCCCCUGAGCACUCCAGUUUCAAAGGCCUUGCUUGGAUUGCAACUGUUGGCUGGGAAAGCUCAAACAUUGCAGGAAAACGACUCCAAGUUCUUUCUAAAAGAUAAUCUUCCACCAAUAUUUAUGCUUCUAUCUUCAAUGCAAAGGCUUGAGUUAGAAUCUUGGCCUAUACUGCUUGAAGAUGUCCAGGGAAAAUAUGAAAUUAAUGCUGCAAAGCUAUGGUUUCCGUUACGAGCCUUGCUUUCUCAGUCUUGUGACAUUCCAAGGAAUGACGAUUCAUCUAUAAUCAAGAGCGUCGAGGAGUUUGUUCAAACGUCAAAUGUUGGAGAAUUCAAGACACGCUUGCAUCUCCUCCUUGCAUUCCAUGGUGAAUUUUCUGAUGGUGCUAGUGUGGGUGUUUAUUUAAGUACUCCUGUGAAGAAAAUCCAGAACAUUCUGUACAACGUAUUUGGUUACUACAUGCAGUUUUUGUCACUUGUUUGUCGGCAAAUCGAGGCUGGUAAAGAAUCAAUUGAAAAGGAGUUGAAAGAUCAGGUCAAGCUUUAUCGAUGGGAGCAAGAUCCAUACACUCUUGCUUCAAUUGAUAAUUUCAAGAGGACAAGGCACAAAAUAUUUAAACUUCUGCAACGGUUCAAUGAUAUUUUGCAAAAACCUUUCAUUGCCCUACUGAAUGAAGAGGCUACAUCAAGAAAAGUCCCAACUUGGCUUGAUCCUGAGAUACCAGAAUCACAGUUUCCUGUUGACACAGAGAAACUUAGAGAAAGGUUUUUGUGGUAUAGCAAGUGGAAAAGUCAUGCUUCUGUGUCAUUGCAAACUUUAUUGAAUGCAAACGAUACCGCUGCUACAGUUCUUAACGUGAAAGAAUCUGUGUAUGCCGUUGUGCACAAUAUGAACCACCAACAAGAUGAAACUGAUCUCAACGACAGAUUGAAAUUCUUCUGGUAUGCACUUGAGAGAAUUUGCAAUGCGGCUGAUUUUGGUUCUAUACUGAAGCAUGGUAAAAAGAACCAGAAGAAAACCGCUUUAUCCAGUUUGUUCAAGACACUCGAGGAAUGUGGACUCUCAAAGCACAGGCCAAUGGGUCAUGAGUGGGGAAACGAGUUGGAUGCACCAAGCCCAUUGUUUUUGGAGCAGUCAUAUAACGUAACACAUUUGCUCCAACAAGUGACCACACAGAAAACAUGUGAAGAUGUUAGCAUUCAUUCUGCAAUAUUGGGCACAAAUAAUUGGAAGCUUGCAAAUCAGCAGUACUUCAGAUGCUUGUCAACGGUGCAGCAACUUCGACAAAUAUCCUUGAAAUUUAACAAAGAUCUAGGUUUAGAGGAGGUUAAUAGGGCUACAUCCUUUAUGAACCAUUUAUUGACCAUGCUAUGUGAACAAAGACAUGUUGCUUAUGAUCUAUUUGAGCAGCUGAACCAGUUCCGACAUAUGAUCUUCUUGUUAGGUUCAGGAGGGAAGAGUGAAUCUCUAUCAUCAUGCCAAAAUGUACUGGUAAUUUCCAUGUGGCAGCAAAAGCAAUUUUUUGACAGUAUGCUAGCUAUGGUUACGGAUACCAACUUGUUGCUCAGAACCUUCAAAGGUUGUCAUCAUGCCGCUUGUGACAGCUUUGAAGUAGAAAUUGCUGAGAUGUCUUUUCUUUUUGAGAAGUUUAUUACAAGAUUUUCAGCAUCCAAGGAUCUAUUAGACAAAUUCCUACUUCGAUCCAACAAUAUCCUUGCCGGUGCCCAUAAAAAUAUGCCUGUUGCUACAGUAGAGAUGGAGCAACUUGUUGCUGCGAAUGUCCAGCUUAUCAACACAUUUAGAGAGGAUAUGCAGGUCUUAUGCCGCCAAGAUGUUUCGAUGAGAUCUGUGAAGAAAGUUAUACUCUCUCGCUUUGAAGAGUUACUGGACAAGGGGAAGAUAGCAGCAGCGAGUUUCUCUAGAGAAGCUGUGUUCUCUGACGAACAAAAGCCUGAAGAAUCAUAUACUGAAGCUUUUAAGGAAACUUUCACGUUAGCUCUCAGUGUUGUAGAACAGCUCACUGGUCUUGGGGUAUCCACUGAUGGAACUAAAGAAUCAUCACUAGAAGGAAAUAUUACUUCCUGGAAAGAUAUUUUGCAUUCAUAUGUCAUGAAUCUUCAAAUGGACCAUGUCCGUGAUGCUGGUGAAAAACUUUCUGUUUUAGUGAGGAAGCUAGUAGACUAUAAACCUGAGAUGCGUUCUACAACAGAGGUGCAGUUAAUGCAUCUUCAUGUUUUGCUGGGUGUGAUCAUGUCAUCAGCUGAAGGCAUACUUUCUGAACUUCUGGAAGCUCAUAGAAGAACAUCUGAAAUGACUCAUGCACUUGGGGACCUUUUAAUUUAUCUAUGUGCGGAGGGGUUUGGUUGCACCGAAGAUACAGCUGAAGAUUCUUCAGACGGACAAAAUGACGCAACAGUAACUGGAACUGGCAUGGGUGAGGGUGAAGGUCAAGAGAGUGCAAGCUCUAAAAUAGAUGAUAUAUCACAACUUGAGGGCACCAAUGAAAUGCAGGACACUCAGUGUAAGGCAGAUCAAACUCUUAAGGAUGAUGAUAAUGCGAUUGAAAUGGAAGGAGAUUUUGCUGCUGAAUUAGCUGAUGUUUCUGAGGAUGAAGGCGAUGACUCGGGCAGUGAGGACGAAGACAACUUGGAUAAGCAGAUGGGUGACACUGGUGAUGCAAGCGAAUUGGUUGGCAAGAAAUCUUGGGACAAGGACGAAGAUGAUGAUUCUAAAACAUCCGCUGAGAAGUAUGAGUCAGGUUCAUCAGCCAAGGGGACAGAUGAGAAUGAUAGGGAACUGCGAGCUAAGGACGAUUCUCCCAUGGAGACAGAUAACAUGGAGACAGAUAAUAAUGAGCAAGGCAAGAAUAAUAAUAUGGAGGAUGAACCUAGUACUUGUGAGGAUACUGACGAGAAUACUGAUGAUGUAAUGAACAAAGCUGAUGCAUAUGAUGAGCGAACAGGACCUGAACUCUCUGAACCAAACAAAGAUUCCGAGGAUGUCAACAUGGACGAAGCAGAACAAACCGAUGACAUGGAUGCUGACAUUCCCGACAAUGAAGAUAUCAACCAAGAAGAGGGGAAGCAAGAAGACGAGCCUGCAGUUGCCUCAGACGACAUGGAGGAUGGUGAUGAAACACAUGGUGGUGAUAAUGUGGUCGAUAAUGAAGGGGAUCAUCUUGAAGAUGGAAAUGUGGAGUCAAAUAACAUGGAGAAUCAACAGUUGGACAAAAUUGAGUCACUUGCACACCCUUCACAAGGUAUACAACCCGACCAUGUGGAAACAGACUCUAACAGAGAGUCUGAAGCAAACUUGGCGAACAGCAUGGACAUGAGCAGUACAGUUGCUCCUUCUGUUGAUUUUUCAAGCAAUGAAGUGCCUCUGGAAAUUUCUAUACCCAACUCUGGUGAAGGUUCAAAAUUGUUGUCCAACUCCAAGCCAGAGCUGCAGACUGAUGCUCCACCAUCACACAUCAAGCAGACAAACCCAUUCAGGAGCAUUGGAGACGCAAUGGAGGACUGGAAAGAACGGGCAAAAGUCUCAGCCGAUACCCAGGAUCAUCAACCAGAAACCGAACAUCAUGUUGAUGAUGAGAGUGCUACUGAAUUUCGUUAUGUACCAGAGGGUGAACAGAGCACCUCUCAAGCACUGGGUGACGCAACAGCUGACCAAAUCAAUGAUGAGCUCCAAGUCAGGCAAUCUAACUUGGAAGAUGAAACCCAUGUCCAGAAAGUGGAACUACCUGAUGAGAGGAUACCUGGAGAUGAUAACCCUGAAAUACCCCAUCUUCAAACUUCGCAAUCACGUGCCAACAAGUCUGAAAGUGCUUACAGAUCGGAAGUAACAGAUAUGCAGACUGAUGCAUCCAUUCAGGAUAUGGUUCAAGGUGAAACAGAUGACACUUUUGGAGAUGUUGUCUCAUUCAAGCGACGUCCGGUAGAUGACAGGAUAGUUCAACUGGAUGACCUAAUCAGUGAUAGGGAGAUGUCUGCUCAGAUGGAUCUGGACGUCACUAAUGAAGAAACAGAAAGGACUAUUGUGGAUUGGAGAAAUCAUGAACUGUCUACCAUGAAGUUGUCCCAAGAACUGGCUGAGCAGUUGCGCCUUGUCAUGGAACCAACUCUUGCAAGCAAGCUUCAAGGAGAUUACAGAACUGGAAAGAGAAUAAACAUGAAGAAGGUUAUUCCAUAUAUUGCAAGCCAUUUCCGCAGGGACAAGAUAUGGUUACGACGAACUAAACCCAAUAAACGGAAUUACCAGGUGGUUAUUGCUGUGGAUGACUCACGAAGCAUGUCGGAGGGCAAGUGUGGAAAAGUUGCUAUUGAAGCAUUAGUUACAGUUUGCCGGGCCAUGUCGCAGCUUGAGGUUGGGCAGUUUGCGGUUGCAAGUUUCGGGAAAAGAGGGAAUGUUAAAGUGUUGCAUGAUUUUGAUCAGAUCUUCAAUGCAGAAGCUGGAGUCAAGAUGAUCUCUAGUCUGUCCUUUGACCAAGACAACAAAAUUGAUGAUCAACCAGUUGCUGAUCUCUUGAUGCAUCUGAAUACAAUGCUUGAUGCGGCUGUGGCAAGGUCUCGCACGCCAUCCGGGCAAAACCCACUUCAGCAACUCAUACUUGUAAUAUCCGAUGGCAAGUUCCAUGAAAAGGAAAAUUUAAGGCGCUGUAUCAGGAACGUUCUAAACAGAAGGAGAAUGAUUGCAUAUGUACUCCUAGACAGUCAUGAGGAAUCUAUUAUGGAGAUACUGGAAGCGUGCUACAAAGGAGACGAAGUAAUCCUGGGAAAAUACAUGGACUCAUUUCCGUUCCCCUACUAUGUUACGCUGAAGAACAUUGAAGCGCUUCCUCGCACAUUGGCUGAUUUGCUUAGACAGUGGUUUGAGCUGAUGCAGAGCGCGAAUGAAUGAUCUUUGGAGACGUCAGCUUGUCAAAUUGCUCUAGGGAACCUAGAUUUGUAAAACUGGCUGUACUUUCUUGUUUUACACUUCGGAACAGAUAGUGGUCCAAAUCCCCAGUUCUUUGUACUAAAUAUACCACAUUUUGUUAGCUUGUUCUACUUUUUAGUUUUUACACUUCGGGACAAAUUCAUGUAAUAACCUACAUAUUUUUGGUGCUACUUUUUUUAAUGUGGAAAUACCACUGUUUCUGUGUA